AUGGAAUUUAGUUUUAAUAUUAAAUUAAAUAUUGCCCUAUCUGAAACAAUGAAUAUGGACAUUUCUUUAGCUAAUCAAAAAUAUAUCCAUUAUAUUGUAAAGCACACUUUUAACAAAGACCUUCGUAUAAUAUCAGUAAGAAUAAAAAAUAAAUUACAGUAUGGUUGUUAUACUGAGAUUUUAAAAACGUUAAUUCUUUAUCAUAUUCUAUCAAGAGAAGGUUCUUCUAACAUUUUUACUCAAAUUGCAGAUUUAAACACACGUCCAAUAAAGAAAAUUAAAGAUAUCACAGACUUUGAUACAUCAAAAUAUUCAUAUUGGGUUUUUCAUUAUUUAUUACCCCUUCAAAAAUCAUUGUCAUUUCAUAGAAAAUAUCCAUUCUUUACUGGAAAAUUUACUCUUCCAAAUGGAAUAACUCUUCCCUCUUCACAACAAAAUACUUAUUCUAUCUCAGCUAUUCUUGAAGACCUUGUUAAUAUUUUCCAUUCUUAUAAAUCUUUUAUUUUAGAUUUCUUCAGUAAAAAAACAUCGAAUAUGUUAUUACACCAAAUGGUGUUAUUAAGUAUUAAAGAAAUAUUUGCUAUUUAUUCUUUAGUAAUAGAGCUAGCUAAUUAUCAUUCACUUUUAUCUCAUAUUCCCUUUGAACCAUCAUCAUAUCAAAUGAGUGGGAUGAAAUCAAGUCUUGACUUAAUCACUUCUUGCUCUUCCCAAGACAAUAGAUUAGCUUCUCUCAUUCAUUUGAAUGCUAUUGACCCAAUUCCAAUAAAUCCAAUCACAAAUAAAUCAUUUUUUAAGCGCUAUGGCAUUGAGAACAUAAUUUCUAAUGACCAACCAAUAGCUGAACCCCCAUUAGAUACAUCAAAUGAUACAGUAGGUUGUUUAAUUUUAGAAUAA
Messenger RNA from Entamoeba nuttalli P19, 894 nucleotides. RefSeq lists its product as hypothetical. The coding region runs from base 1 to 894 and encodes 297 amino acids. The record is from RefSeq and is a predicted model, not a curated record. The transcript has a single exon. Gene Ontology annotation, molecular function: phospholipid binding. Lineage: Eukaryota; Evosea; Mastigamoebida; Endamoebidae.